Molecule: messenger RNA, 9520 nt
Organism: Paramecium sonneborni
Lineage: Eukaryota; Ciliophora; Oligohymenophorea; Peniculida; Parameciidae
Source: the annotation of a GenBank genome assembly
AUGGCUGACUUGCCACCUAUUCCUAAUUUGAGAAAACAAUCCUUACUUGGAGCUGAGAACAUCAUGGCUCAAACUCAUAAUUUCAUUCCAAUUCCAUAAAAUGCGGAAAAUAACAGACAUUUAAAGUAAAUAGUUAUUUAUAUUAAAGACGAAACUUCAAUCUGAAAGUAGGUGAUAUAAUCUAUUUUAAAUCUUAUUUAAGUGAUGAUUUUAAAGGAGUGAUAUCUGGUGAUGGAAUUGCAAGCAAUAAAUUAGAAUGUAUUUAGAUAUUAGGUAAAAAUAAAUUAAAAGAUGUUUAAUCUAAAAAAAGCUUAUAGUACAAGGUUGGGAGUUUAUCAUUUUAAAAAAGUUUAUUUUAAAUCAUUACAGGAAAAAAAUACUUAUACUAAAAUUAAUACAAAGAAGAAAAAGAUAAACCAACAGAUCAAUAAAUAAAUAUAGAAGAAGAUGAAACAUAUUAGAUGGAAGCUGAUAAAUUGAAAUCAGAUUAAGAGAAAAAACUAGAAGAGUUUAAAAAAAAGUUUGAAGAAGAAUAAAAGGAGAAUGAAAGAUUAUAUAAUCAUUUGUAUGGAUCUAAUAUUGUGUAUGGUUAAGAGAUAUAGUUAUAACAUAUAUAUUCAGGAUGCACUCUUUCUUUAAAUAUUAAUGUUUUAGCAAAAGAAAAUUGUUGUAGAGAAUUAUCAUUAGAAGAAGAACCAAAUGAAAAUUCAAAUUUUAGAAUUUUAUCUAUGAAUAAAGUUAAGAAUCAAGGAGAACCAAUAUUAUAUGGAGAUUAAAUAAUUCUUUAAAAUUCGAGUCAAAUAAAAUGGAAUUUAGGAAUAUAGAAGCCCUCUGUUAAAUUUGAAAAGAAAGAUGGAUUAGAAGUAAAUGCAUCAGAAAUAGAAUUUCCAUUAAAAAUUUCAAGUUAUAUUGAUAAUAAAACAGAAGAAGAUAUAAAUAAAUAAUAAAUAAAGGGAAAGUAUUUAUAAAGUGGUGAUAUUGUUACUAUAAAAAAUAGAUAUUUGGGAGGAUAUCUUUGUAUUUAAAGAAAAUAAAGAAUAACAGAUGGCUUAGAUAAGAAACCAUUAAUUGUUAAAGAUUAUGAAACUAAUAUAAAUUAUGCUAUAGAUCAAUACUAUUUUGAUGUAGAUAAAAUAAGAAAUGAAAAAAUAGAUUAAAUGUAUUAAUUAUAUGUAGAUAAAUCUGAAACAGAUUAAAAUUUAAACUCUCUUUGGUAAAUUUAACAUAUUGAUAGUUUGAUAUAUUCAAGACCAACUUAUGAAAGUGUAUUUUUAAUUAGACAUGUAUGCACAGGAUUAUUUUUAUAUACAACAAAUCAUGGAGUUGGAUUAACAUAUGAUGGAUUAAAAUUAGAAUGCUAAUUUAAUUUAAAAUCGAAAAAAACAUCAAAUGAUCACAUUUCUUAUAGUGAGGCUUGUAAAAUAUAAUCUGCUAUUAAUUAUUCUAUUGAUAAUUAUGUUGCUUAGGAUGGAAUAGUGAUUGUUUGUAAAGAUGAAAAUAGUGUAGCUGUGUAAAGAAAAAGCUAAAAAUAAAACAUUGAAAGAGCUACUUUUCUUUUAAAGUAAGCUCCUUAAGAUCUAUCUAAAAUAUCUUUUAGAAUUAAUUCCCUUCAAGAAUAUUUAAUAAAAUUUUAUAUAUUUUUAUAGGAUUGGGGUAUCGUUAAAACUAUUGAACAAAAUUCAGAAGAAAUACGAAAAUACGAAUAUUAUGAAGCUUUCAAUAAUUAAAAAUUAUUAUUUGAUGAAAUCUUAUAACUUUUUUAAACUUUAGAUAAUUUAAAAAUGUAUUUAACAAAUGAAGGUAAACCUUAAUCUAAUGAAUAAUAACAAAGAAAAUAAUAAGCUUUGAUGGAUAAUGAUAUAAUUAAUCUACUUUUUGCUAUUUAAAGAUUAUGUAAUUGUAUGAUAUAUGGAAAUCUCUAAGAUAAUACUAAAACUAUUCUAGAUAAAAGUCCUUAAAAAAUAGCUAAAAUGAAAUUAGAUCCUUCAAUUAGUGAAUUUCAAAAAUAAAAUUGCAUUUAAGAAAUCUAUUAUGUAUUAAGUCUUUGUGUCUAAAGUAAUCCAGAAACUAGCAAUUAUGUUUUAAGUUUAGAAAUGAAUAAAGAGAGCGUAUUAGAUUUUUUGUUAAAAUAAUUAAAAAAUUAAAGAGAACAUGUUUCUAAUCUUAUUAAAGAAAGUGUACGUUACACUGAUAUGAGUGAUACAAAAAGCAGUAUUAAAAAAUGGGUUAAUGAACUCAAACCAAUUACUGAAGAUAAUAUUGAAGAUUAAGCACUAUAUAUUGAAAUUUUAAGUUUGAUGAUGAUUGAUCCUUAUGAAAAUCCAAAUUCUCUGUGUUAAGAUACUUGUAGAAGAUUAAUAUUUGGAACAAAGAAUAAACAAAAUUCUUCUCUUCCUUUUUAAAAAGCAUUAAUUGCAUUAGAUAUUCAUGAAGAUAAUUAAAGUUAUUAUCCAGUUGUCUAAUUUUCACCAAAAAGAGAAAAAGGAACACUCUUAUAAUUAUCACAUACUUUUGGAUAAAACAAUCCUACUUUUUGUUAAUUAUAUUUAAGGUUUGUUGAAAAGUAAAUAAAAUUAGGAAAAAGAUUUAAUACAAGACGACCUCCUCUGGUUGAUGUCUCUAUAGAUUUCUUCACUACAGAAACAUUAAAAGAAAAUUAAUUAGUAAGACAAGAAGAUUUAAAAGUAGUUUUACCAAUCUUUUUAAAAUAUGAAAAUUAUUUAAUGAAUGUUAUGGAUUUAUAUUCAUCAUUAUGUAAAGGUAGAAAUUAAAAAAGCAUUAAAUGUUUAAUGAAAAAUUGUUUUUUAAAUGAAAAAUUUUUAGAAAUUUGUUUAAAAAGAUAAUAAGGUAUUAAAACAGAACUUAGAUUUGAAAGAACUUUGAUAGAAUUGUUUUGUAAUUUAUAUCUAGACAUUGAUCCAUUAAUAAAAGUAUCCUAAUUUGAUAAUAAAUGUUAUUUAAGUGAGGAUUUAGAUCAAUUUAAUAUUUAGAAUAAAUCAGGAUUUUAUUUCUAUGAAAAUAAUGCUUCCAAAUAAUUAAAAAGAAAUGAAGAUUAUUAAAAAUUUAUAAAUUAAAAAGAUUCAAAAUCAGAGCAUUAAUAUUUGAAUUAGUAUGCAUUAAAAAUGAUAUCAAGAGAGUAAAUAUAUUAUUUAAAAGUAUAUUAUUUAGAAAUAUUUACUUAAAUAGAUUAUCCAGAUCAUUUAAAAGUGGAAGAAUUUAAUAAUCAUAUAUUUUAACCUUUAAAAUCAACUAUAAAAUAAAUUAACAUUGAUUAUAAAAGAUUAGCGGAUUAUUAAUUACAAUACUUUUUAGGAAUUUUGUAAAUUGUAAAAAAUAGUAUUGAUUUAGGAUAUAACUAAUUGGAUGAAAAUUAAAGUAUAUUUUCGGUAUUACCUAAUAUAUUUGUUGCAUUAAUUUUGCAAUAAAGAACAGAAAAUAAAUAUCAUAAAUUUUAAGAUAAUGAAAAUUUUGAUACUAAUUUAUAAAAAUUAAUUUAAUCAAUUGGAAAUAAUGAUUGGGUUACAACAUAUUUACCAACUGCUUAACAAUUAUAAGAGUAGAGAAAAUAAAAAUCUAAGCAUAAAAAAAAUAAAUUAGAAGAGAAACCUGAUUAAUAAAGCAAAUAAGACAUUUAAUUUAAAAGAAAUUGGAUACUAUAUUUUUUGUUAUGGACAUUUUAAUAUUGUAAUGAUAACUUAUUAAAAAUGAAAAUUUAUUUAGAGGGUUUAAAAAUUUUGAAGAUUUUGGGUUCCUUAAAAUUAAACUUAUAAAUAUUGUAGUUUCUAUUUAGCAAAUAAUAAUUGAAUGAGUCAAACUUAAGUUCUCCUAGCUCUAGAGAAUAAGAUGAAUUUGAUUUUAAUGAAAUUCCAAAUAGCGCUUAGGAAGAUUAACUUAAAAGAUAAAAAACUCCAGCCUUAAAAACCAUUUGUAAUGUUUUUAAAGAACCUGAUGGUAAUAGAUUUAGUGCUUUAUUGUUUACUUGUUUACUUUCCUCAGAAAAAAGAAAUAAAUUAAAUGAAGAGUUACUUUAAAUUUUAAUUGAUAAUUUUAAUGCACCCAAAAAUUCAACAAAUGAAAUUAGAGAAGUAGAAAUUAUUGAUAAUUAAAUGGAAUUAAAAUAUUUUUCUAUAAUAAAUGGAAAUUCAAGUUCAGUUUAGAUAAUUAGUCCAAAGGAAGCAAAUAUCUUAACGAAGAGAGCAAUUAAAUACAUUAAAAAUAAUAAAAGGAAAAAAAAUACAGAAAAAAGUACUACAUCUUUUGAUUAAUUAAAAAAUUAUUAAUCAAAAAUAAUAGAAUAAUUUGAGUAGUUCUUCAAACCAAACUCUUAAGAAGCCUUAUAUUUAAAAUCUUUUUAAAAUAUUGUCAGAAAUGCUGGAGUUCAUUUAGUGUUUUUACAAUUUUUAAUAAAUCCCAAAAAUAUUUGUAGUUCACCUGAAAUCGUUUAUUUUUAUAAACGAUUAAUUUUAUUUUUUGAAUAUUUUAUAAAAGAUAAUGAUACCAAUAUAGCAAUUUUAGCUAAAAAAUAGUAUUUGUAUCAACUGCUUGAUAUUAUACAAAUUGAACAAUAAGAUGCAGAAGAUUGGUAUUAUAUUCCAAUAAAAAUUACAAAACUUGUAAUUUUAUUAGUAUCAACAAUUCCAGCAAAUGACCAUGAUAAUUUGAUCAAUAAUAUUUUUGAGAGGAUUGAAAAAUUAGGAAAAGAUUUAAUGGACAGUUAGGAAUUUUUUUAAAAUCCAUUUAGUUUGAAAGAUGUAUUUUUUGAAAGGAAAAUUACUCCUAGAUAAAAAUAUUAAGAUGGAGUUGCUUAUUUUAGUUUAAUUUAAUAUUUGAGAAUUUUAAAGUCAUUAACUAAAACUUUUGAAAUUCCUGCUGAAUAAUCUCCUUUGAAUAAACAUUUAAUUUUAAGUUCCAUAUUAAAAAAUGAUUUUUUGAGAAUAGUUUUAGAACCAAUAAAUUAUUAUAAAAGAGUAUUAGUUCCUGAAUAGGAAUUAGAUCAAUAAAUUAAUAAAUUUAAUGAGAAUGAUAGUUUGCAUUAUCAUCGAAUAAAGUUGCAUGCUUAAUUAAUAAUACUAAUAACAGAAUGUUGUUAAUAUUACAGAUUAGGUAUCUAAGAAAUGUAAAGAAUAAUAUUAUAUGAAUAAUUGAAAUCAAUUCUAUUAUAUCCUGAUGCUGAAUAUAUUGUUAAGAGAGCCUACUUGUAAUGCUUAUUUGAAUUAUAUAUAAAUAAAGUAAAAGAAGGUGAUUUAAGUAAUGAUACAGUCGAGAGUGAUGAAGUGAGAGACAUUUUAUCAAGAAUAAUUAUUCCUGAAUUAGAUUAAAAACAAAUAUGCAAAUUUUUAGAAGGUUUGGCUAAAUUAAUAAAUUAAGAUAAAAGCAAAAAGGUUACUUAAAAGGAUUUAAGAGAAUAGAUUGCAAGAUAAAAAAGAAAUUAUUUUGAAAAAAGAUUAUCAAUAGAUUCAACUGCUGAUAAAGAAUUAGGUAUACUUAGAGAUAGUAGUGAGUUUUGGACAUAUUUAAGGAAAAAUGGUAUUAUCCAUUUUUUAGUAUAUACAUAUGAUGAGAUGAAGGAUAGAAUUGAUAUUGAAAACCCUGAGAAUUCUAAUUUAUCAGAUGAAUUUGCUAUUAUUAAACAAAAUGUUUAGAAAAUAAAAGAAAUAUUUAAUGUUUUAGAAAGAGAUUUUCGAGUAAAAAAGGAAGAUUUGGAUUUAGAUGAUUAUAGAGAACUGAUAAUUUCAAUUGAGGAAAUUAUACCUUAAAGAAAAAUUACAAAGUUUGGUUAGAAUUUUAGAAUUGGAUUUAUAUAAGAUAAAAAUGCUGAUAAAUUAUUAUUUGAUAAAUAUGAUACACUAAAAGAAGAUUAGACUGGAGAGAAAAAACUUCAAGAAUAAGAUAAUGUUUAGAGGAUUGAGAAUCCAUUUAGGCGAAACUUUAAAAUAUAUUUGAUAAGAUAUAAGGUUAACAUUUUAUAAUUUUGCUAAUUUAUUGAAAAAGAUCCAUAAAAAUUAGAUGAUAAAGAAAAAUCAAAAAAAAUUGUUAAAACUUGCAACAUUUAUAAAUAGUAUAUAUUAUUAAAAGAUAUUGAAAAUAUCUAUUAAAAUGAUGUUGCAAGAAUUAAAAAUUAGGAGAGUGUAAAUAAUAGAAAUAAAGAUUUUUUAGAUUGGGAUUUAUUUAAAUAAGCAAUGAGAGAAUUAUUCGAAAGAAAAUUUAAUGCUAAUAUUAUUACUUAAUAGAUUUAAACAUAUUAACGUUAAUAGGAAAGUUUAGAUAGUUUAAAAUAAGACUUUUCGAAUGCUACAACAAGAUUAAUAUCACAUUAUUAUAAAAAAUUAGGAGGUUAACUUGAAUAAAGUGGAAAUUUAAUUUCAGAAGAUGUUCAAAUUGAAUUAUUAAUUAAAGCAUUAGAGAAAUAGAAAACUAAUAUAUUUAAUUAAGAAAAUCUUUAAGACUUUUUGAAAAAAUGUUAAGAGAUAUUUUUAGAUAAAGAAAUUUAUCUUAUUAAAUUAUGUCGAAUAUUUUUAUCAUUAAAAAGACCUACAUAAGAUGAAAUAGAUUCUUUGACAGAAGCAAAGGAUGAAGAAUAAAAAAAAAUUGUCAGAGAAAAAAAAGAAAUAUACAUUAAAUUUUAAAAAGCAAUGGCUGAUGGUUAACUUGAUAUAUUAGCAUUCGAUAUGUUAAAUUAAACUGAUGAUAAUUAAGAAAAAAUAGAAGCUUUAUCUUUUCUAAUUCAUUUAUUGGAUUAUGGAAAUGAGUAUGUAUAAAAGAAGUUUUAUAAAUUAUUAAAAGAAGAGUAGGUGAAAUAAAAAUUUUUAGUAUUUUUAAGAGGGUUCUUUUUAACAGAUUUAGAUAGCUAAUUAAAAGAUUUAGAAAAAACUGAAGGUGAUAAUACAGAAUAUAAGCUUCUCUGUCUUAAGGUAUUGUAAUUACUUUAAGCUUUGUGUGAAAAUGUAAAUAUGGAAUUUCAAAAGUUCUUAGUAUUUCAAUAUGAUGAUGAUUCAUAUUAAGCUAAUAUUAAUAUUGUAAAUGAAGUUGCCAGUCUAUUAGCUGACCUUUUAGAAAAAGGAUAAAAAGUUUUUUAUAAAUUAUAAGAAGUAUAUAGACAAGCAUUAGAAAGUUUAGUUGAAUUUUCUACAGGAUAUGUAGAAAAUAAAAAAGAGUUAUGUAAAAAUGCUAGAUUGUUUACUUUAUUAAAUUCAAUUUUAUAAAUUAAAGACCUAUAAAUGUUUCGUUAACUUGAAUAAGAAAACGGAAUAAUAUUAUAAGAAAAAUAGGAAAUAAAUUAGAUGAUGGAUCAAAAUUAAUUUAUAAAUGGAGAUGGGAUUGAAUAAGAUGAAGGAAAAUAAAAAUAUGCUUCAUAUUAAACUUUGUAAUCGUUUAUUAAAUUGCUUCUAUUACUAACAUAAGGAAGAUCUGAUAUCAAAUCAUUAGAAUUUAUUUUAAAGACUGUUAAUAUUACUAUUUUAAUUAGAAUAGCAAAAUCUAUUUAUGAAGAAAGAAUUAAACCAAAAUAAAGAAAUAUUGUUUUAGAUAAUAUUUGUGAUGAAUCAAAUACAGGAAUUCAUCAAAAUUGUACUAAUAGUUUGUGUCUUUUUGGAUUAAGAACAGAUGAAGAUAAUAUGUUAAUAUAAACAGGGUUUAAUAUCUUUAUUAUUUGUCUUAAAUUAUCUGAACAUUUUCCAUUAGAUCCUUAAUUGAAAUUGUUUGAAUUUGAUUAAUAAUAAGAAGAAGAAGAAGAUUUAUUAGAUUCUGAUGAUUUUUAAGAAGAGGAUAUAUAAAAGAAGAAAACAUUAUCAAAUCAAAAAAUAUUACCUAUAAAUAAUCCAGAAAGCAAAUAUAAUUAUAAUUAAGGUGAAGGAGAUAGUUUGUUAUAUAAAGAUGAAUCUAAAACGUAGGAUUUAAGUUUGAAAAAGAUGUUAAUUGAUGUUCAAAAGGAUCCUUCGUUAAAAUUUGAAAGAACUUAGAGAUUCUUUAAAUUUUAUAGAUAAUUCACAGGAAGAAUUGAAAUUCAAAAUGAAGUCAAUCAAUUAGAAAAAGUUUUCUUUUAAAAACCGUUUUUUUGCAAUUUUAUUACUCCAAAUAUAAAAUAACAUUUGAUUUAUGAAAUCAAUAGAGAAACAGAUGAAGAUAGAAUGCUAGGAUUAAUUGAGUAUUCUGAAUUUUAUUCAGUUCAAAUGAGGCAUUCCCAAUAAAUUAAUAAUAGAAAGCUUAUGCAUUUUGGAGCUGUAUACUGGCGAUUAUUAAAGGAUUUAUCAUUUUUAUUAUGUCUAAUAAUUGUAGUUUUACUUAUCUUUAUGCAUGAUACAGUAAUAAAUAGUAAAAUAGGAUCUAAUACUGAAGCACCAGAAGAUUAAAAUGUUACCCAAGGAGAAAACAUUGUUAGCUAUUUGAAUAAUGUAUAAAUUCUUAUAUUAUAUUAGAUAAUUACAAUAGUAUAAUUGAUUUUAAAUCUAAUUAUUGUAUUCUUUUGUGCUAUUGAAAGAUAUCCAAUAUCUAUUACUUAUAAUAGAGGAUAGACAAAUGCAAAAAGAGUGUAAAUUUUAAAAAAGGAAGCAGGAUUUUCGAUUUCUUGGUUGACAAUGAAAUAUUAUAGUAUGAUAGGUUAUUUCGAAUCUGAGUUUUAAGAAGAUAAAGUUAAUUAAAGUAAUAUUAAGAAAUUAAUUUUGGUUAUAUUUUUUGACUUUGACAAUUUCUAUAAUGUAAGAUAUUAAUUUUUAAAUAUAUAGAUCUGUAUUUUUGGCCUAACAGUAUAUGCCUUUUUUAAUCCUUACAUUUAUGCUGUACUCUUAUUAGACAUAAUUAAAAGAUCAGAGGAUCUCUAAAAUAUUAUAAGAUCUAUUACAUCAAAUGGUAGAAAUUUAGCAAUUUUUUCCUUCUUAGGAUUAAUUGGUUUAUUAAUUUAUGCUAUUAUUGCAUUCUCAAAUUUUGAUUAUAUGUUUGAUGCUGAAAAUGGUGUUUUUGGUUAAACCUUCAUUCUUGCUGUUACUUCAACUAUCAAUUUUGGAUUGAGGAACGGUGGAGGUUUAGGAGAAUCAUUAAUUAGUUAUCCUGAUGCUUAUGAUGAUCCUACAUUAUAUUGGGGUAGAUACUUUUUUGAUUUCACAUUUUUCAUCAUUUUUAAUAUCCUUUUUAUCUAAAUCAUAUUUGGUAUUAUUUUGGAUACUUUUGGAGAAUUAAGAGAUGAAAGAUAAGCUUUGGUUAAAGAAAUUGAAGGCAAGUGCUUUAUAUGUAGCUAAGAAAAAAAUGAUAUUGAUACUAAGUAUUAUUUUAAUUUAUUAUUUUAAUAGAGGUACCAAGGGUUGGCAUUAUCAUAUUUACUUAGAACAUAGUGUAUAUCAUAUGCUAUAUUACAUUAUUUAUAUUAAAAAUAAAGAUCCCAAUGAUUGUAAUGCGUUGGAAAAAUAUGUUAAUAAAUGUAUCAAAGAAAAAGAAACUAAAUUUUUCCCUUUUGGUAGAGCACUUUAAAUAGAAGAAUUAGAUAAUGAUAAAGAAAAUAUAGAAGAAUAAUGAAUUUAAAUAUAUAUGC